This is a messenger RNA of Talaromyces atroroseus, 1803 nucleotides long. RefSeq names its product Translation initiation factor RLI1. The transcript has 11 exons. Lineage: Eukaryota; Fungi; Ascomycota; Eurotiomycetes; Eurotiales; Trichocomaceae. The coding region runs from base 1 to 1803 and encodes 600 amino acids. The record is from RefSeq and is a predicted model, not a curated record. Gene Ontology annotation, molecular function: ATP hydrolysis activity; ribosomal small subunit binding; iron ion binding. Gene Ontology annotation, biological process: ribosomal subunit export from nucleus; translational termination; translational initiation.
AUGGCGGACAAACUCACCAGAAUUGCCAUUGUCAACAGUGACAAGAAAUGUCGACAAGAGUGCAAGAAGUCUUGCCCCGUGGUGCGUACUGGCAAGCUCUGCAUCGAAGUGACGCCGGAUUCCAAGAUUGCCUUCAUCUCGGAGCGCCUCUGCAUUGGAUGUGGUAUCUGUCCUAAGAAAUGUCCUUUCGGUGCCAUUCAUAUCAUCAACCUGCCGACCAAUCUCGAAACUCAAGUUACCCACCGUUAUUCGGCUAACAGCUUCAAAUUGCAUCGUUUGCCUAUGCCUCGACCCGGCCAGGUACUUGGUUUAGUCGGCGCGAACGGUACUGGAAAAAGUACAGCUCUGAAAAUUCUCAGUGGUAAACUUAAGCCCAACCUUGGUCGCUAUGACGAUCCACCCGACUGGCAGGAAAUUCUCAAGUACUUCCGUGGAUCUGAACUUCAGAACUACUUCACGAAGGUGCUGGAAGACAAUUUGAAGGCUGUCGUCAAGCCCCAAUAUGUUGACCAGAUCCCCAGAGCGGUUAAGGGCCCCGUGAAAGAAGUCGGCCCUUUGAUUGAGGCCCGUUCUCAGAUGGACAACAUGGAAAACAUCAUGGAAGUCCUUGAACUCAAACAGGUUGAGAACCGUGACAUUUCUCUCCUCUCCGGUGGAGAGUUGCAACGUUUUGCUCUGGCUUUGGUUUGCGUUCAGCAGGCGGACGUGUACAUGUUCGAUGAGCCGAGUUCAUACCUCGAUAUUCGUCAGAGACUUGCUGCUGCUCGUACUAUUCGUGAAUUGCUCCGCCCUGAUGACUAUGUUAUUGUUGUCGAGCACGAUUUGUCGGUUCUAGACUACCUCUCCGAUUUCGUCUGUGUUCUCUAUGGUCGACCGGCUGUCUACGGAGUUGUCACUCUACCAUCGUCGGUUCGUGAAGGAAUAAACAUUUUCCUUGAUGGACAUAUCCCUACGGAAAACUUGCGUUUCCGUGAAGAAUCCUUGACCUUCCGUAUCGCCGAAGCCGGUGACGACUUCUUGGUCGAUAAAGAUCGUGCAUUCAGCUACCCAAGUAUGGAAAAGACUAUGGGCAAUUUCCAUCUGAAGAUUGAUGCGGGUAAAUUUACCGACUCGGAAAUUGUUGUUCUGAUGGGUGAAAACGGCACUGGUAAAACUACAUUCUGUAAAAUGCUUGCCGGAGCUGAGAAGCCAGAUGGAGGUGCCUCCGUACCUCGUAUGAACAUCAGCAUGAAGCCCCAGAAGAUAACCCCGAAGUUCCAAGGCACAGUUCGGCAAUUAUUUUUCAAGAGGAUCAAGGCUGCUUUCCUUAACCCACAAUUUCAGACAGAUGUCUACAAGCCUCUUAGAAUUGACGAUUUCAUUGAUCAAGAAGUUCAAAAUCUGUCUGGUGGUGAAUUGCAACGUGUUGCCAUUGUUCUCGCCCUCGGCAUUCCAGCUGAUAUCUAUCUGAUCGAUGAGCCUUCGGCUUACCUUGAUGCAGAACAGAGAAUUACUGCCUCGCGAGUUAUCAAGAGAUUCGUCAUGAACACAAAGAAGACUGCUUUCAUCGUUGAGCACGAUUUCAUCAUGGCUACUUACCUUGCAGACCGCGUCAUAGUGUUCGACGGCAAGCCAUCCAUCGAUGCUCACGCGAAUGAGCCUGAAUCGCUUCUCACUGGCUGCAACAGGUUCCUUAAAAACUUGGACGUUACGUUCCGUCGGGAUCCAAACAGCUUCCGGCCCCGUAUCAACAAGUACCAGAGUCAACUUGACCAGGAACAGAAGUUGAAUGGCAAUUACUUCUUCUUGGAAGAAGAGAGUUGA